CUGGCAAAGAAAUACCACCCUGAUACGAAUAAGGAUGACCCUAAAGCUAAAGAGAAGUUCUCUCAGCUGGCAGAAGCUUAUGAGGUAUUAAGUGAUGAAGUCAAGCGGAAACAAUACGACACGUAUGGCACGGCCAGCUUUGAUCCCGGUGCUGCUGGUGCUGGCGCCGGGCGGCAGUACUGGAGCAGCGGCCCAUCGAUUGAUCCGGAAGAGCUUUUCAGGAAAAUCUUCGGAGAGUUUUCGGGAUCUUCUUUUGGCGAUUUUCAGAAUGUCUUUGACCAGCCGCAGGAGUAUAUCAUGGAUCUGACGUUCACCCAAGCCGCAAAAGGUGUUAACAAGGAGAUUGUGGUGAACAUCACUGACUCCUGUGAGCGAUGCGAUGGGAAAGGACACGAACCUGGUACCAAAGUGCAGCGCUGUCACUACUGCAGUGGCAGCGGCAUGGAGACGAUAAAUACCGGCCCGUUUGUAAUGCGAUCCACCUGCCGACGAUGCGGCGGCCGCGGUUCCAUCAUAACAACGCCGUGCGUAGCGUGUCGAGGAACGGGGCAAACCAAACAGAAGAAGACAGUGAUGGUUCCUGUGCCAGCUGGAGUUGAGGAUGGGCAGACAGUUCGGAUGGCAGUGGGGAAGAAAGAAAUUUUCAUUACGUUCAGGGUUCAGAAGAGUUCUGUGUUCAGAAGAAACGGAGCAGAUAUCCACUCGGAUCUCCUCGUUUCGAUAGCACAGGCUGUUCUGGGAGGCACAGCCAGGUGCCAAGGCUUGUACGAGACAAUCAAUAUCGCAAUACCCCCUGGCAUUCAGCCAGACCAGAGGAUUCGAAUGAGCGGGAAAGGCAUUCCCAAGGUUAACAGUUACGGCUAUGGAGACCACUACAUUCACAUAAAGAUAAAAGUUCCUCAGAGGCUGACGGAUCGCCAGCGGGCCUUAAUGAUGAGCUACGCCGAGGAGGAGACGGAUGUGGACGGCACGGUGAACGGCGUCACCAACACAGCGUCAGGGAAGCGUUCCACUGGAAACUGAGAGCCAGCAGAUCUUCGUUGCAGUCGGGGAUGAGUCUUUCUGGCAGCAGGCUCUGGAGAGUGAAGGAUGUCCGUCAGCAGCACAGUGAGAAUCCCAGCUGGAGAGGCUACGUCCCACGGAGGCACCCACAGGCAUGACACAAACCUCACCCGCCAGCGUAGGAAAGGCAGGGAAGGAAAAUGC
Eurypyga helias (sunbittern) is the source of this 1206-nucleotide messenger RNA. It is a transcript of the gene DNAJA3, whose product is annotated as DnaJ (Hsp40) homolog, subfamily A, member 3. The record is from RefSeq and is a predicted model, not a curated record. The annotation marks the transcript as partial. The transcript has 9 exons. Gene Ontology annotation, biological process: mitochondrion organization; negative regulation of apoptotic process; protein folding. Lineage: Eukaryota; Metazoa; Chordata; Aves; Eurypygiformes; Eurypygidae. Gene Ontology annotation, cellular component: mitochondrion. Gene Ontology annotation, molecular function: protein kinase binding; heat shock protein binding.